Molecule: messenger RNA, 8828 nt
Organism: Xyrichtys novacula (pearly razorfish)
Lineage: Eukaryota; Metazoa; Chordata; Actinopteri; Labriformes; Labridae
Source: the annotation of a GenBank genome assembly
GAGUGGGCGUGGUCGGAUCCUCACGUAGCUCCUUCUUCGGUUUCUUCUCCGUGAGUGAGGCCGACUUCUAGUGGAGUAAACGCCGCCAAGUGAUCGGGGGAAAAAAAUACCAGUCGAGAGUAUAAACCAAAACUAUCAUCAAAAGCUGGUAAGAUCUGAAAUGUUGAUACAUGUUUUAGUCGUUCACGGUGAUAUUUGAACGCUCUGUAAAGUGCGGCGGGCUGCCAUGCUGCUCCGCGGCCCGUGCUGCAGCCGUUGAUUAGCCGCGGUGGCUAACGUUAGCCUCCGUGGGCCUGUUGGCAGGCCGCUGGGGUUUAAGCGCGGGGACAGAAACACGAAUAUCUGACGCUCUCCAAAAUAAGAGGACGGUGCUUAACGUUAGCUUAACCUCCAAAGACUGCCGCCAACCUUAUCCACGUCGUGUAACGCGAGUUUGUUUGUUUUAUUCGUGUUUUUAUUGCGCUGUAGAGUAUUUGUGCGCCGUGUAUUCCUGACAUUGUUGAGCGUAUGUUAAAAGAGGGAGGGAAGGUUAGCAUGCUAAAGCCGCUCAUGCUAGCCAGGCCUCUGCACGCUUCAGAGGGAGGCAGCAGCUCCUCCUGAAUGACCCUGCUGUUGUGUCGACGUGGAAUAAAAGCACAGGUGUGUUAUUGAAAGUGUGUUUGUGCUUGCAAUAUUCCACGUCCAGUUAACCCUGUGUAUUUUUUAUGUAGAGCUUAUUACAGACCUCACCUUUAGAUGUAUGACAGUGAACAGCUCUGUCCGGGCGGAACACAUUGUAGUAUCAACAAAUAACCACCUUUUCAUUCGCGUUAUAUCAUUGAGGCUUCACGCCUUUUAUUUGCACAUUACUUAAAAUAUACGGUGGCCGAGAACCGCCAUUGCUGCAAAUAAAAACAUAAUGCAAAAAAAAGAGAGAAAAGAAACCGAUGCCCACUGAAAAUAAAAAAGAAACGGUGCAGAUAAAAAAGGCUACAGCAAGUUAACGAUGCCAAAAAAAAGUGGCAAUGGAAAAAUGAAAAUGAAAUUAAAGGGAUGCAAAUUAAAAAAACAAAAAAAACAAUGGAAGUGAGCUGCCAGGGACCAAUAAUGAUGACGCACUGGUGUUAUACCAUCUAUGCACAGAAGACGAGCAAAGAAGUUAGUGGAAAGGUUAUUGUUUAUUUCGCUUCGUAAACUUUUCAAUGUGUCAUUCGGUCAGGCCAUGUAGCACCCGAGAUGUGUUUUAUUUUUGUAUUUUUUUUUGAUCAGUAACUUUUAUUGUGGUUUCCUUUUUUUUGCAUUCUUAUUAUUUGCAGCAGCGGCAGUUCUCGGCCACCUUAAAUCUGAUAUUAUGGUCACAAUCAUUCUGCAGAGCAAGAACAUUUGUCUCUGUUUCUCCUGAGACGUCAGCUGGUAUUAGGUGAUUCAUCAGGCGUUUGUUUUCUUUGUACCAUGUUGAUUUAUUUGGUUCAUUAAUAGAAUUCUGCAUAUUAAUUCACUGUUGGAUUUGUCUUUAUUCCCACCCAGCCUCCGGAGCAGUGAAGUGUCUUCAUGGCAGUUCGGAGAGGACACAUUAAGUACUUAAAAGUGAGUAUUUAAAAAAAUUCUCUCAUAGCAGGGACUGCUGUCGUGUUUUACUGUAUGGGUAUACUGUUGUAACAGGGAGUGUGACACUGACUUUUUUCAGAAGAAGCACAUCGGCAUCUAAGUUAAAUUGAUCAAUUUUUGUCUUUUUUGAUGACGUAAGUACUAUUAUUUGCCUUUAAAUUGAACACUAAAAUUUUUAGAGGCCAAAUCAGGGAAAUAAAGAGGUGUGUUCUAUUGGUGGAUAUACGUACUAUCAAUCAAUUUCAGGUCAAUUGGUCACAUGACAUGCAAGUUAUUGAAGGAAAGCGGCCUUUUUUGAGAACAUCAACCAGUUAUUUAUUGAUGGUCCCUUAUUCAACACCUAAUGUUGACAGCGUGGGUGUCGAGUAGAUUUAACCACGCUGUUGUUGCAAUGGAUAGUUGAGUAGACACACCGGUACAUCCACAGUGAAUGUCCUUAGGAUAUCAAACUUAAAACUAACUUUGCUGUGGUAUUUACAUGAAAAAACAUUUGUUGCCUUUCUUAUGCGCACAUGUCCCUCUAACUACAUUUUACAAUUCGCACACAUCUAUUUUUAGUCGCAAAUGCGAGUGAAACAGUCGCACUGUCGAGCCCUGUGUAAGUUAGUGCAUAGGAUGACAUUGCAGUCAUCUGUUGUUAUUAUACUUCAACUAAUGGCUCAGUACUCUGUAAAAGGGCAAAAGCAUUAAGAGAAAUCAAUGACACAGCCUGAUGCCAGCUCCCACUCGCUAUGACUGUGUUUACUGGUUGAAACACGACUCUCAUUCAUCCUCCCAGGCAGCGUAUCCUACCCACCAGAAUGCACAAUUACAACCCUUCUCUUGCAUGAAUGGUCCACUGUCAGAUUGACCGCUGAACUGGUUCCCUUUUCAUGCCUGAUCCCAUUUCAGCCGCCGGUAUAUUCGUCCGACAGGACACGCUCCACUAAAUUGUUUUGAAAUCGGCCUGUAGUCUUAUUGGUGAUACUUUAAUUGCUAAUCUCAAAGUCUUUAGACCGGGUACCAGACAUCAGACCACCAUGUGACCAAGAUAAGCCAGGGGUAAAGAAUCCAUCGUUUUAGCGUUUGAAGCUCCGUUGUUUAAGCUUUUACAACAAGACCAAUAUAGUGCCUAAAUCCUGUCGCAUGUUACUAUUGUGUGGGUUUGUAAUACAUAUAACUCUACUUUCUUUGAAAACUAAUAGAGCUGCAUGAGUUUUCUCCACCAAGAAGUACCAGGAACUUUUGAACAAAGAAAAAAAAAUCUCUUUCCAGGGCUCGAAAGUGCAACCGUUUCACUUGCAUGUGCGACUAAAAAUAGAUCUGUGUGAAUUGUAAAAUGUAAAAAAAAUUUGCCAAGGCAGCAAAUGUUUUUUCAUCAUCAUCUAAAAAAUGUUUUUGUUAAAUUUAAAGGCAAAUUUUGAACAUUUUCUUCAAUAGCUUCCACAUCAUGUGACCAAAAGACCUAAGAUUAAUUUCAAAUAAUAGUACUCAUGUUGACCAAUGAGACACACAUUAUUUGAUCAAUUUUCAUUGUGCCCCUUAAGGUCUUUGUGUGCUCCUUGUGAAAAAAAGUUAGUGUCAAGCCCUGCAGGAACUUUUGAAGGAAAAAGAAAAAAAAUCCCCCUCUUAUGUAAUUUGAAAACUAGCUUCAAUUGAGAAAAAAAGUCUAUAGUAUCAAUACCCAAGUCCUAUGUGAUGUAUUGAAACUUUAAGAAAAUUAGGUUAAAAAAAACAGUCAUAGACCAUCCAUGGAUUUUUACUAUGGUUGGUUGUUUUUUUCCUACCCUUGCAUGUUGCCGUGUGUUUACCUUCCUCUUUGUUUCUCGGCCCACCUGGCUGAACUGCAGGAGGUGUAUGACAUGUCGAACGGAUACGAAGACCACAUGGGAGGGGACGAGGGGAAAGACGCCAAAACCAACUUGAUUGUGAACUACCUGCCUCAGAGCAUGACGCAGGACGAGCUGCGGAGCCUCUUCAGCAGCAUCGGGGAGGUGGAGUCCGCCAAGCUGAUCCGGGACAAAGUCGCAGGUACGCCGCGCUCUGAAGGGAUCAGGCAUCAUUUGACAAUUCAACCCAACACAUGAACUCAAGAUUUUUGACGGAUUUGUGUUACAGCCUUAGCUAAAGUAGUCCUGACUCUAGCCUCUCACUGCAGCAGUGGUGGUUUGCUCUCAGGCUCCACUGGUCCCUGGUAAUUUUGUGAUGUAAUUUUUUAUUUCUAAAGAUUUCCCAAAUUGAAAACUUUGGACCACCAUGAAUCUGUUUUUAUUCAUUCCAAACAGUCCAACCCUGUUGAUCCAUAGACAGUCUGUUUGUUUAUUUGUUUAGACUAGCAUGCAAUGUUAAUAUUUGUUUUGUUUUUAGAGAUUUAUUUGUUUGCAGAUUUUUUUUAACUUUACACCGUUUUUUUGUUUUAUUUUAUUGUUUUCCUUUUUUUUUCUCUAGGCCACAGUUUAGGGUACGGAUUUGUUAACUAUCUUAACCCUAGUGAUGCAGAAAGAGCUAUCAGUACACUGAAUGGACUAAGGCUACAGUCCAAAACUAUCAAGGUAACGUGCAAUAAGGUGUUCUACAAUUCUCAAACCAAAGAUGUCAUGUCAUAUAACUCUCCUGUGGCUCCUGUGCUGUCCGCUAACUAGCUAGUACAUGUCAGCCCAAGGAAGUGAUACUGCUUUACAGCUCACUUAAUGCCCUACCUGACAUGUCUGUUGAGUUUGACUUAAAUUUUACUUGUUUUAUUUGCGCAUCUGUCCAGUUAAAUGUAUUUAUUUUCCAAGAGUACCUCCUUUCAGUAAGCUUACUUUCACUUUUUCGUUUUCUUGUUUUGUAGUGUUCAUGUAUGCUUCCGACAACAUUCAUUCUGACUGAAGACUUUAUACCUAAAACCUCUGAAGUGACUCUGAUUGAUAUUUUUUUUCUGUGUAGUUUAAGAUAUUAACUUCUAAAGCACUGAUGUAAUGACGUUUAAAAAUCCAAACACAUAGCUUUUUUAGUCAGAUUCAGACUUUUUUGUACUUUUCAAAGCUGUUUUUGUCUAUCGGUGGUUUUGAUUUUGAAACUGUUGCUUCCUUUUUACCAGGUUUCAUUUGCACGGCCGAGCUCUGAUACAAUAAAAGAUGCCAACCUGUAUAUCAGCGGCCUGCCAAAGUCCAUGACCCAGAAGGAUGUGGAGGAUAUGUUUUCUCGAUACGGACACAUCAUUAACUCGCGGGUACUCGUUGAUCAGGCCACAGGUACAACAGGUUAAUGACUUCCUUGCUUUCAAAAAUACCCCACUCAUAACAUAUUAGAAACACAGCAGAACCCUGGUGCUCGAUGCGGAGUAGGUAGUCAACGGCUGCUCCCCCCCCAUGUGCGUAGGUGUGUCCCGUGGGGUGGCCUUCAUCCGAUUCGACAAGCGGGCGGAGGCGGAGGAAGCCGUCAAAAACCUGAACGGCCAAAAGCCACCCGGAGCCUCCGAGCCGAUCACGGUGAAAUUCGCCGCCAACCCGAACCAGGUGAAGAACACGCAGCUCAUCUCUCAGCUCUACCACAACCAAUCCCGACGCUUUGGGGGGCCCUUACACCACCAGGCACAGCGGUUCAGGUGAGCAGAGUCGCCGUGUAUUAGUGACCAUGUGGUUAAAUCUGGGAAAUAAGCAGAGGUGGGGGGAAAGUCCUUAUGUUGCAAGUCCAAGUCGAGUCGCAAGUCUUUGCUCUCAAGUCCGAGGCAAGUCCAAGUCCUGAACUUUCUGCUACAAGUCCCAACCAAGUCAAAAACGAGUCAUAUCAAAGCCAUAAACCAUAGUGCAACUUUAACCAAACUAUUUUACAUGUCAUCCAAAAAUAAUCAGACAAACUUCAAUAAUUAGAAACUUAGACAAUGUGCACAGAAAUAAGGAAGACUCAAAUACAAUUAAACAUUAAACUGAUUCUCUAAUUCGUGUUACCAACGGCCGUAAUUCCUGACUAUUAGUUGAUGCGACACUUUUUAAACAAUUUGGGCUUGCUGUAAGGUAUUAAGUGACUUGAAAAGACUUGACUUGACUUUUCAAGUCACUGGGCUCAAGUCAAGUCUCAAGUCUUUAGCAAUCAAGUCCCAAGCGAGUCCAAGUCAUUUCUUGAUUUCAUCAAGCAAGUCAAAAAUGUGACUCAAGUCCAAGUCGAGUCUCAAGUGGAGUCGUCAAGCCCCCACCUCUGGAAAUAAGUACAACAGUAUUGGCUACAGAAAGAAUAGGUAGAGAUUAAACAUAAGCGUUUGGGGAGAAGUUUACCAAGCAUUUUUACUUCCAGGUUCUCCCCCAUGGGUGUUGAUCACAUGGGUGGCAUGGGGGGCGUCAGCGUCCCCGGUAACUCCACCUCAGGCUGGUGCAUCUUCAUCUACAACCUGGGCCAGGACGCAGACGAAAGCAUCCUGUGGCAGAUGUUCGGCCCGUUCGGCGCGGUCACCAACGUCAAGGUGAUCCGAGACUUCAACACCAACAAGUGCAAGGGGUUCGGCUUCGUCACCAUGACGAACUACGAGGAGGCGGCCAUGGCCAUCGCCAGCCUGAACGGCUACCGGCUGGGAGACAAGAUCCUACAAGUGUCCUUCAAGACCAGCAAGGGCCACAAGUAGAGAGAGAGAGAGAGCUGGACAAUCAGGUGUGGAGGAGGGACUGUGCUUGGCUUUGGUUGCAGAGAGCAGAGUUAUGAGGUUGAGGAGUCUGGCACAUUUGUUUGGGUUUUAGUUCAUCAUGAGUUGACUCAUCUGCACCUUUGUUACUCGUCUGAAAGAGUUUUUUUUUGUUUGUUUUUCAUCUUUUUACUCAUGCUUGGGGCUUAAGGAAAUUGAGGAGUUUCUUUUUUUUUCUUUCUUUUUGUUUUUUUGUUUUUUUAGCCAGGGGAUGGAGAAUGAAAUUCCAUGAAACCCCCCCAAGUAAACUUUUGAAAUUGACCUAAAAACUAAAAUACUGUCCAUGUGUGUUGCAUGUUGAAUUGUGGGGAGAUUAGAUUAAGGAGGCAAGUGGUUUUUAAGCAGUGCACUGAAAUGUGAAAUACGAGAACACGAGGGAAGGCCCUGCACGUAUAUUUCUUAACAUUUUACUGUAAAGCAGGAGAGGAGUGGUAUUUGAGGCGGGUUCAUUUUCAAGAAAUCAGUGCUCUGUUCUGGAUCCUCAACAUCAGUAGAAAUAGAUGCCUUAAUUUAUCAUCCAGCGGACACAUAAACUUGCAAUACCACUCACUGUCUUUAGUCGAAGAGCUAAGCACUUUCCUUAUUCUGUUUUAGGUUACCAUGGAUAUCAGUCAGUUUAUUUUUUUUCUCUUUUCCUCUCUUUAUUGUUAACCUGACUUUAUUUUAAACUCCCACUGGUUUAUCAGUUUUAAGUGUGACAAGCUCUGGAGGGAGAUUUUAUUUAACGAGUCUUGUAUCAAGUGGCUUUUAUAAAGUUGUGUUUCAGCGGAGUCCUGUUGAAUAUGAGCCCCAGUCAAAGAGGAGGAAAUUGUGGUGGACCAAAGGCAGGCAGGGAGGGAUAUGAUCCAAAAGAGGAGAUUUUUCACAAGGUCAAUUUGAACCUUUUUGGACUUUUAUUUUUGGUAGUUGCUGUUGUUGUUGUUGUUGUUGAAGAGGUACUAAGUCUAUAUCUAAUCCUUACUUAGAUCAACAUCUCUGGCUUAGCUUGUCGUUCUGUUUUGUUUUUGUUUUGUUUCCUUAACUUUUCGAUUUGUUUUCUUUUGAUUUGCUUUCUUCUUUCUGAAAGAUUUAGGUUUUUAUUUGUCUUAGUGUUCAUUACAAACUUGUUUAAACGAGUGCUUAUCUCAGAUUCUGAGAGGAAUUAAUGGCCUUUGUUAGUGAUUUCAGUUUACUUUUUUUCUUUCUCUUUGUUUUGUUUUGUUUAACUUUGAGCAUAAACCAUUAAAUUUUCUUUCUUUUUGCUGAACGUUUUUUGUUUGGUUUGUUUCUUUGUUUUUUUUUUUAAAUUUCACAUUUUUAGUUUUGUUCUGUAAUUUUUUCUGGGAGCAGUGCCGUUAAGAGAUCCCUAUCUGAGCAAAAAAAAAAAAAAAAAAAAAAACAGGCUGUUGGAGGAUUAUAUGCUUCCAAAGGAGGCCGUGAAACGUUUGAGACAGACUUAAAUUUUUAAGAUUCUCAAUGUUAGGACCAAUUUCAGUUGAUUAAGUUAUUCAGACACUAAAAAAGAAAGAGACGGUCUGGAAGACAUUUCAUAAACUUUUCUGAGGUUAAACCACUGAUGAGUAACAUAAACAUUAAGUCAUAGCUGUACUGUGUUUUCACUUUCGGUACUGUCAUCUUCUCAACACUUGUAACUUGAAUGUAAGGCUUAUUUAUUGACAUUUAGGUAAGAAAAUAUCCUUUUUUUAAGUCCUAGUAUUUGGAGCGAAAACAGACAUGAUAAAAUGUGAUUAGUCUGCUUCAGCAGUUUGUGUAAAGUGAAGCUAGAUUUCUUGUGCAUCAGUAGUGUUCGAUAUUUAAACACUGCAAGUAAGUAUAUACGGUUCACUUGCAGAUUUAGGCUUUUAGAACCAAACCCAUUCAUUUUCUGCUCUUCUUAUGAUAGAAAGUAUGUUUAUAUGUUCAAGACUUCACUUUGUUCUGUUAGAAAGGUAUUUCCACAAUCCAGGAAAAGUCAUUGACAUAUCAGAGCUUCUCUUUUUACAGUGAAACUGAGGUAGGGUGUCUUUCUUUCCGAGGUGGAUGAGGCGUCGGUGCUCAGUGUGUCCAAGACUUCAGCGAAGAAGCCACCUCACACGAAAUUUCAAACCUUUUUCCCCUUCAAUCUGUGUGACCCAUCUGUAAGGAGCUUUCCAGUUCUAAGCUUCAGAUUUCAAAACCUGAAAGUGCUUUUUGAUUUAGUAUUUUACUGUUUUUUCUCUGUCAUGAUCUUUAACUUUGUGCAAUAUUUCCUAACUUGUUAAAAGCAGGUAAUAGAAACCUGUUGUCUUGGACUGUCAUCUUUUUUUAUCAUUUCUUUUUUUUCUACUGACAUAGUGUAACUGCCUAGUUGUCUAAGAAACCUUGUUGUAAUUGCAUGAAAGAUGCAAGUGAAUUUGUUUUAGGGGCAGUCUGAAAAAACUGCAUUCUGCCUUAAUUUAUAAGUGGAAAUGAUGUUCUCGACAUCGGCGGAGGCACAGUAUUUAUUUGAUAAUGUAUGCGUUUGUUCAUACUUGUUACUUAUUGGAGUGUUUUUAAUGGAUUUAGUUUUGUUCUUUUGCUUUUGAAGGAAACUCGAGUCCGUUAAAUGUCUUCUAACAUUGGAUCAUUUCAAUAAAAACAUGGUGGC